CCGAGGCGGCUUGUUUCCACCAGAUUUAACCCGCCCGCCGCGAUAGCCAUGGAACUUGGGGCGGCACAGAGAAAGAGGGAACCGCGCGGCACGGCAUCCUUUUUGGAUGCUUUCUAUCUGCACAGACCACUUCUUCCCUCUUUCUUGGGUGGCCGUUCCUGCAGCCGCGCCCCCAGUGUGCCAGCCCAAGGGCGCCACUAACGGGCCUUACCCGGCCCCACGCCUGUCCAUCUCCUCCCGCGCCACGGUUGUAGCCAGGAUGGAAGGCGCCUCCCCAGGGGGCCUGCAGACCGUCAUGAAGUGGAAAACCGUGGUCGCCAUCUUUGUGGUUGUGGUGGUCUACCUUGUCACGGGCGGUCUCGUCUUCCGGGCAUUGGAGCAGCCUUUUGAGAGCAGCCAGAAGAAUACCAUCGCCUUGGAGAAGGCAGAAUUCCUGAGGGAUCAUGUCUGUGUGAGCCCACAGGAGCUGGAGACACUGAUCCAGCAUGCCCUGGAUGCUGACAACGCAGGGGUGAGUCCUAUCGGAAACUCGUCCAACAACAGCAGUCACUGGGACCUCGGAAGUGCCUUUUUCUUUGCUGGAACUGUCAUCACCACCAUAGGGUAUGGGAAUAUUGCUCCGAGCACUGAAGGAGGCAAAAUCUUUUGUAUUUUAUAUGCCAUCUUUGGAAUUCCACUCUUUGGUUUCUUAUUGGCUGGAAUUGGAGACCAACUUGGAACCAUCUUUGGGAAAAGCAUUGCGAGAGUGGAGAAGGUCUUUCGAAAAAAGCAAGUGAGUCAGACCAAGAUCCGGGUCAUCUCAACCAUCCUGUUCAUCUUGGCCGGCUGCAUUGUGUUUGUGACAAUCCCCGCUGUCAUUUUCAAAUACAUCGAGGGGUGGACCGCCUUGGAGUCCAUUUACUUUGUGGUGGUCACUCUCACCACGGUGGGCUUUGGUGAUUUUGUGGCAGGGGGAAAUGCUGGCAUCAAUUACCGGGAGUGGUAUAAGCCCCUAGUGUGGUUUUGGAUCCUUGUUGGCCUUGCCUACUUUGCAGCUGUCCUCAGUAUGAUCGGAGACUGGCUACGGGUUCUGUCCAAAAAGACAAAAGAAGAGGUGGGUGAAAUCAAGGCCCACGCCGCUGAGUGGAAGGCCAACGUGACGGCCGAGUUCCGGGAGACGCGGCGCCGGCUCAGCGUGGAGAUCCACGACAAGCUGCAGCGGGCGGCCACCAUCCGCAGCAUGGAGCGCCGGCGCCUGGGCCUGGACCAGAGGGCCCACUCGCUCGACAUGCUCUCCCCCGAGAAGCGCUCUGUCUUCGCCGCACUGGACACUGGCCGUUUCAAGGCCUCGUCCCAGGAGAGCAUCAACAACCGGCCCAACAACCUGCGCCUGAAAGGGACGGAGCAGCUGAACAAACAUGGGCAGGGGGCCUCUGAGGACAACAUCAUCAACAAGUUCGGGUCCACCUCCAAACUCACCAAGAGGAAAAACAAGGACCUCAAGAAGACCUUGCCCGAGGAUGUUCAGAAAAUCUACAAGACCUUCCGGAAUUACUCUCUGGAUGAAGAGAAGAAAGAGGAGGAGACAGAAAAGAUAUGUAACUCGGACCACUCCAGCACUGCCAUAUUGACCGACUGCAUCCAGCAGCCGGCGGGGCUGGAGAACGGAAUGGUCCCCACGGACACCAAAGACAGGGAACACGAGGACAACACAUUAUUUGAAGACAGAAAUUAAAUGCCCAGACUCUGGACUUGAUGAAGCGUUGUGUUUUUUAAUAUUCACCCUGAGACACGUGCCUUAAACAGACCUCUCCUUAGUCCAAAAUUACAUAGCAUUGAAGAAUAUAUUUCACUGUGCCAUAGAAGACUGAGAAAGCUUGCUCUGCCAAAAGGAAUCAAAGAACAAGGACUUCGCUUCCCAUAGCGACCGCAGGACACCCAGGGAG
Pteronotus mesoamericanus is the source of this 1925-nucleotide messenger RNA. RefSeq names its product potassium two pore domain channel subfamily K member 10 (gene KCNK10). Gene Ontology annotation, biological process: stabilization of membrane potential; potassium ion transmembrane transport. The transcript has 7 exons. Gene Ontology annotation, cellular component: plasma membrane. The record is from RefSeq and is a predicted model, not a curated record. Gene Ontology annotation, molecular function: outward rectifier potassium channel activity; potassium ion leak channel activity. Bases 107 to 1714 code for a protein of 535 amino acids. Lineage: Eukaryota; Metazoa; Chordata; Mammalia; Chiroptera; Mormoopidae.